Messenger RNA from Fundulus heteroclitus (mummichog), 958 nucleotides. Its product is annotated as gamma-glutamylaminecyclotransferase C-like. The record is from RefSeq and is a predicted model, not a curated record. The coding region runs from base 446 to 910 and encodes 154 amino acids. Gene Ontology annotation, molecular function: gamma-glutamylaminecyclotransferase activity. The transcript has a single exon. NCBI's taxonomy places the organism in Eukaryota, Metazoa, Chordata, Actinopteri, Cyprinodontiformes, Fundulidae.
UGCAAAGAAUAAUUGAUGUCGAGGGGAUCAUUGACUUAAAUAAGCUCAUACCAAAAGGCAGGGACAUAGUUUAGUUUCUGUUUUGUGUUUUGCAGCAGCAGCAGCCAUCUCUUCUGCAUUAUAAUGAAUCAAACUUUGGGUUUCCUGGUGGUGAUACCCGAUGUUUGCCCUAAUUAAGGGAAUUGGCAGCCCAUUGAAUCUCAGGCAUUUACUGUAAGGCCCACCUUCUCAAAGUCACUCUGAUUGCAGUUCAGCUGCAGCUCACCAACAACCUAACUUUAAUGUGCAUUAAAUUAAAGUAUUUAUUGAGUGUUUUCAAGAUUUCAUAUAAUUACCUAAUGCUCUUUAAACUGACCUGUUUAGUUGAUCUGCUUUUGAACAAACAACAACUCUACUGAUUUCUCCCAUCCUUUAAUCCCAGGUGCCUUCUUGUUCUUCUGUCCUCAUGCAUCGCGUCUUUGUUUACGGCUCCCUAAAGAGAGCGCAGCCAAACUACCCUUACAUGACAGACAGCAAUAAUGGAAAGGCGGAGCUCCUCGCCACAGCUACAACCGUCCAGAAGUACCCACUGGUGAUCGCUACUCAGUACAACCUCCCUUUCCUCCUUAACCUCCCAGGACAAGGCCACAGAGUCCAUGGAGAGCUCUACAGAGUGGACGAAAAGAUGCUGAAAUACCUGGACUGGUUCGAGAAGGUCCCCACCAUGUACCAGCGGACUGUAGUAGAGCUGGAAAUCAACGAGUUGGCGGACGUGGCGGACAACGAACUAUCAACUGGAAACAUCACUGAGGCGUUUGUGUACAGCACCACCACCUACCAGCCGGACUGGCCCUCGCUGCCGGCGUACCAGAGCUACGACUCAAACGGAGACCAUGGCUUGAAGUUUGUCCUGAGGGAGGACCGACACUAGGCCUCAGUGGAGUGAUGACGAUUUCUACCAGCAUGGGAAUAAAAACAC